AAUACUGUGUGGUCACAAACUCACAGUCGAAACGAUGCUUUGAAGAAAGUCAAUCACAAAUUUACCAAAUACAAGACAUUUUGACCAUCUGAAUGACUCCAAAUAGAUGACAUCCACAGGUUUAUAGUGUUCACAAGAGAACAUGCCUCGCAAAGGAGGAAUUGGUUGCUUUGGGUCGCGAUCGCAUCAUCCCGAAAUAAGCUAUGGGAUUCAGACUGACGGGGUUCACGUACUACGCGAAUUUACCCAACCAAUGCCGGAAGAGAGCGAACUUAACGUUAAGUUUGCUGAACUGGUGGAAGAACUCGAUCUCACGUCUGUUCAUAAGAAGCUCAUGUUUGAACUUCCCCCAGAGAAGAAAUGGCAACUAUAUCUUUCCAAGAAAAAGGAACAACAAGAACACAGCUCAACAAGUUAUCCUGAAUAUUAUAUUGACCAACUUAAUUCCCUUAGUUCACAAAAGUUAUACUUCUCCAAAGCCACAGAAGAAAAUGAAAGAGCUCAACUACUAGAUGGGCUAAAGACAGCCCUAAGGACACAACCGCUCAGGUUUGUGUAUAGAUUUGUAGAAUUAGAUGGCUUGGCUUGUCUACUAGGAUUGUUAGAGACUAUGGACUUUCAGACAUGCCAAAGUAAGAUUCAUACUGCUAUCAUUGGUUGUUUUAAAGCUCUUAUGAAUUGCUCUCAUGGUAGAGCUCAUGUACUUGCACAUCCUUCAUGCAUCAAUGUAAUAGCACAAAGCUUAUUGACUGAAAAUCUUAAGACUAAAAUCCAAGUUCUUGAGAUUCUUGGAGCUGUGUGUCUUGUUCCUGGUGGUCACAAGAAAGCCUUGGAUGCCAUGACACACUUCCAGAAGUUUGCAGAGGAAAGAACUAGAUUUCAGACACUUGUGAAUGACCUAGAUAGAAGUACAGGAAUUUACAAGGAAGAAUUUAAUUUAAAGAUUGCAAUUAUGUCAUUUAUUAAUGCUGCAUUGAAGUAUGGUGCUGGAGAGGAAUACUUGGAGUUUAGAGUACACUUGCGUUUUGAAUUCCUCAUGCUUGGAAUUCAGCCAGUUAUAGAAAAAUUACGAACAAUGGAGAAUGCUACCUUAACUAGGCAUUUGAACUUUUUUGACAUUGUGAGAACUGAAGAUGAGAAAGAGCUUGCCAGGAGAUAUGGCAUGCCUUUCAUAGACUUCCGUAGUGCUAGUGGUAUGUUAGAAUUACUGAAGAGAAAGGUUGGACAUACAUCAUCAUAUCCACACCUUUUGUCAAUACUGCACCAUCUUCUUCUUCUAUCAAAUGAUCCAUCAGUUGCRCGUCACAUGUGGCAGUUGAUAGACAGAGUUAUUCAACAAGUGGUUUUGCAGCAAGAUGAUGGUGGAGACCCYGAUGUUGCACCAUUAGAAAUYAAUGUUAAUUUCAUCAUGGACUCAUUAAUACAAGAAAGUGUUGGUGGAGUGGAAGAUCUCAAAGCUAAACUUACAAAACGUGAAAGAGAAGUUGAAGACAAGAAGGAAGAGAUGGAGGAGCUCAAGGAACAGGUUGAUAAAAUGGAAGUGAAACUAGAAAGAACAAAUCAGGAACUGCAAGAAGCAAUGCAGAGAAUAAGAGAUCAAGACCAGAAGUUGACUGACUCUCAAUCCAAGCUUGAACUUGAAAGCCGUGAAAGAACGAGGCUUGAGGAAGUGAUUAAAAGUACAGGAGGUUCUAUACCAGAUGAUUUAAAGAUCUCAAAACUCAACAAUGCCAUCAAACCAUCACCAAUGGCAGGUCAUCCACCUCCACCGCCCCCACCACCUCCACCCCCUGGGGGUGCAGCCCCACCUCCUCCUCCACCACCACCAGGACCACCUGGGGGAGGAGCACCUCCUCCGCCACCACCAAGCAGUGGUCCUCCUAGUGCUCCUGGAGGAGGUUUCUUUGGAUUCAGUCGUCAGCCAAAUAGAAAAGCACCCAAACCUUCACAUCCUUUGAAGUCCUUUAACUGGUCUAAACUUCCUGAUUCUAAGAUUAAGGGUACAGUAUGGACUGACAUUGAUGAUGCUGAGGUGUAUGCUGUGAUGGAUUUUGAGGACUUUGAUAGAAUGUUUUCAGCUUAUCAACGCUCUGAUAAURCAGCUCCCAAAGAUGUCACAGAUUCAAAACCAAAAGAGUUGUCACUUAUCGACAACAGACGAGCUCAGAAUUGUGGUAUUUUGUUGUCCAAACUCAAAAUGACAGAUGAAGAAAUCACUGCUGCYAUGUUAAGCAUGGACGAAAAGGAUGAAUUAUCAAAAGACAUGGUUGAACAGCUGCUCAAAUAUGUACCAACAUCAGCAGAAAAAAAUCUCCUGAAUGAACACAAUAAAGAGAGAGAUAAAUUUGCACGGGCYGAUAARUUUCUGUAUGACAUGAGUAGGAUUGUUCAUUAUGAACAGCGGCUUAAAUCACUAUUUUAUAAAAAAAGAUUUACUGAAAGAAUGGCAGAUGUCAAGCCCAAAGUGCAAGCUAUUAUAAGUUCCUGUAAAGAAUUACAUAGAAGUAAAAGGCUAAGAAUUCUACUUGAGGUUGUGUUGGCCUUUGGAAAUUACAUGAACCGUGGUGCUCGAGGCAAUGCUGCAGGUUUCAAGCUUGCAAGUUUGAAUACAAUAAUUGAUACAAAAUCAAGUGCUAAUUCAAAAAUUACUCUUCUUAAUUACCUUAUAACUGUGCUAGAAAAAUCGUAUCCAGACGUCCUUCAAUUAGAACAAGACAUCCCUCACAUACGAACCGCAGCAAAAGUAAACUUAAAUGAAAUGGAAACAGAAAUCAAUUCAAUAAAAAAAGAACUCAAGGAAGUUGAUAAGGAAUUAGAAUUCCAGAGUCGUAAAAGAGAGAGAGUACAUGGCGAUAAGUUCGUCGAGUCGAUAGGCAUCUUUGUUAAAGUCGCACAGGCUUCUUGCUCUGAACUGGAAGAUUCUUGGGAAGAACUCAAACAAAAAUACCAGAAAAUCGUGAAGUUGUUUGGCGAAGAUCCCAAGUCUACCCAGUCUGAUCAGUUCUUUGGAAUAUUUAACACGUUCCUGAUAUCAUUUGCGGAAGCAAGAAAUCAAAAUGAAGAAAUGAAAAAGAAAAGAGAAGCAGAAGAAAGAAAGGCAAAAGCUAUGGCUGAGCAAAAAGAAAAAGACCGACAAAAGUCUGCUGCUCGAAAACUAAUGAAAGAAAAAGAGCAACAACCCAAGUCACAAAAACAAAAAUCGUCAGGGGAUAAYAGAGGGGAGUUUGAUGAUCUCAUUUCUGCUUUACGGACUGGUGAUGUGUUCGGGGAUGAAAUGUCUAAGAUUAAAGGACGUCGGCGUACAGCCGGCCCGAAGAAUACACGCAAACCUCAGGCUAAAUCAGAACGGGAACGGAUUAAUUAACAAUAAAAUAUAGCAUAUUAUUAUAUAGUACGUUAAAUACUACAGUAUUACGUCCAAAUUGACGUAUCUUACUAAAGCAAUACGUAAUCAGUGACGUCAUCUAGUAKAAUGAUCUCAGCAUGACGUCAUCUGCAAUGACGUCGAAUCCAACAUUGACGUCUCUUGCUGCAUUUUAGCAGUGACAUGCUACACARUUUCCUUUUCAUUGGAAAAUGGUCUUGCGUAAGAGACAGUUAUCAGUAUCAUAAAAUCUCCAAUAAGCACGAACACCACAACAAACGUGUUUCACUAACGCUUCGUUCACAAAAAGACAUAAAGAUGAGUAAAAAUGCUUGUGCCUUAAUUAGUAUAGAAGGCUUUUGUCGACGAACAGAUAGAAGAUUCUGGUUUUUUUUUAAUUUCUUAGUAUGUUUACAGGAAUAUUCAUGCUAGUUAAAUGAUGAACACUAGAAAGGAUAUUGUAGGGUCCAGGUCCUUGUAAAAAGCUGUAAUAUAUAAGUUUAAUUCCAGUCGUGUAGACCUGAAUUUUAACAAAGUAAAAUGUAAAAGACUAACAGCCCGAAAAAAAUGAAUUAGUGCUGGUCUUCAAAUAAAGCGCCACAAGAAAAAAUUCUUUAAAUAUCAUUUUUCCUCUUC
Exaiptasia diaphana is the source of this 4000-nucleotide messenger RNA. RefSeq names its product disheveled-associated activator of morphogenesis 1-A. Bases 143 to 3364 code for a protein of 1073 amino acids. The transcript has 32 exons. Lineage: Eukaryota; Metazoa; Cnidaria; Anthozoa; Actiniaria; Aiptasiidae. The record is from RefSeq and is a predicted model, not a curated record. Gene Ontology annotation, biological process: actin cytoskeleton organization. Gene Ontology annotation, molecular function: actin binding; small GTPase binding.